CGUCUGAUUCUAAGCGCAGCAACGCGAGAAGUGAAACUACGACUGUCUCUCUCUACCCUUGUCCGGUUUUUCCAUUCUUGGCAAAUUCGAAGAUGAGCCCACUUCUGGAUACAUGAUCUUAGGCCGACCUGUCAAGUCGAAGCCCGACGUAAUCUCGCUGCUUUGCUCCACCGAGCUGUUGAAUCGCUUGUGUCCGAGGGGCUUCAAGAUUUUCCCCGGGGGGGCAAUCGCCUGUUCCGUCAUUGCAAACUUCCAGGCGAGAAGAAAUGUGCCCACAAUGAUCACCCCAACAACGAACCGCCUCCUUUGUCCUCUCUCGGCAUGAGUUGAAAAAAUCCUUGUUGUCCCAACUGCUCAACAGUGCUUCCAUGGAUGGCAAAAGCUCAUCUGAGUUGAGCCUUCCCUGGUUCUGGAUUAUUGAGUAUUUGGCAAAAUUCGAGCAAGUUAAGCCAUCCCUCUUGCAUGGUAUCAUUAAAGCGGCUCCAGAGUUACCUGCUCACUUGGGAAAAAAUAUGGAGGAAGUUGUUUCUUUGAGAUGCUUGGAGGAGUUAUGUGGCCCUAGAAAUGGAAGCAUGAACAGUGCUUGGUCCUCGUUGGGAUCAAAGGCUAAAAUUGAUACAUCAAAGAGCUGCAAAAAUGGCUCUGCAUCUAAUCUUGAAGUGACUGCAAAUGAGUUGUUGAAAUGGGACCUUCACUCAUUUUUAACGCACAAGAGAACCUCUGUGCCAAAAACUGCUCUAGAGGAGGUAAGCAGAUCGCAUUGCUCAUAA
Molecule: messenger RNA, 770 nt
Organism: Eucalyptus grandis
Lineage: Eukaryota; Viridiplantae; Streptophyta; Magnoliopsida; Myrtales; Myrtaceae
Exons: 4
Coding region: 369-770 (133 amino acids)
Source: RefSeq, a predicted model, not a curated record